This is a messenger RNA of Zootoca vivipara (common lizard), 3729 nucleotides long. RefSeq names its product protein phosphatase 2 regulatory subunit Bdelta (gene PPP2R2D). NCBI's taxonomy places the organism in Eukaryota, Metazoa, Chordata, Lepidosauria, Squamata, Lacertidae. The record is from RefSeq and is a predicted model, not a curated record. Gene Ontology annotation, molecular function: protein binding; protein phosphatase regulator activity. Gene Ontology annotation, cellular component: protein phosphatase type 2A complex.
CCCUCCCUCCGCCCGGCGGAGGCUGGCAGGGGGAUGACGUCACCGGAUCAGGCUGACCGGCAAUGGGCGCCAUUUUGAAACCCCCAAACCUCCGGCGGCGUCGGCGCUGGCGGUGGCGGCCGCCACAGCAGAAGCAGCGGCAGGGGCAGCGGCAGCAGCAGCGGCUCGGGCAGCGGCGUCGCUCGUAGCGGCUCCCUUUCCGGUCGCGGUCGGUUUACGUCUGCCACGCGGGCUUCGCUAGGCCCCGGUCUCCGCCCGCCACACACACGGCGCGACAUGGCAGGGGUGGCCGGCGGAGGCGGAGGCGGCAGCAACGAUUUCCAGUGGUGCUUCUCCCAGGUGAAGGGGGCGAUCGACGAAGACGUGGCGGAAGGUCACACAGAGCUCCAGGGAGUGUGGGAAAGGAGCUACCCCAACAGUUCUCUCAGACCGUUGAUGUUUCUGUCAGGAGCCGAUGCUGACAUUAUCUCAACAGUUGAAUUUAAUUACUCUGGAGAUCUUCUUGCAACAGGAGACAAGGGUGGCAGAGUGGUUAUAUUUCAAAGGGAACCAGAGAACAAAAGCCGCCCUCAUUCAAGGGGAGAAUAUAAUGUUUACAGUACCUUUCAGAGUCAUGAACCUGAGUUUGACUACUUGAAAAGUCUAGAAAUUGAGGAAAAAAUUAAUAAAAUUAGGUGGUUACCACAACAGAAUGCUGCUCACUUCUUAUUAUCUACAAAUGAUAAAACUAUUAAAUUAUGGAAAAUCAGUGAACGAGAUAAAAGAGCUGAAGGUUAUAACUUGAAAGAUGAAGAUGGAAGACUUCGGGAUCCAUUUAGAAUCACAGCACUACGGGUGCCAAUAUUGAAACCCAUGGACCUAAUGGUAGAAGCAAGUCCCCGAAGGAUAUUUGCAAAUGCACACACAUAUCACAUAAACUCUAUUUCAGUAAAUAGUGAUCAUGAAACGUACCUUUCUGCAGAUGACCUAAGAAUCAACCUGUGGCAUUUAGAAAUCACAGACAGAAGUUUUAACAUUGUAGAUAUAAAGCCUGCUAACAUGGAGGAACUUACCGAGGUGAUAACUGCAGCAGAAUUCCAUCCCCAUCAUUGUAAUGUGUUUGUCUACAGCAGUAGCAAAGGAACAAUACGGCUCUGUGAUAUGCGUUCAUCAGCUCUUUGUGAUAGACAUUCAAAAUUCUUUGAAGAACCUGAAGAUCCCAGCAGCAGAUCAUUCUUUUCAGAAAUAAUUUCCUCAAUAUCGGAUGUAAAAUUCAGUCAUAGUGGUCGAUACAUGAUGACCAGAGACUACCUUUCAGUUAAAGUAUGGGAUCUCAAUAUGGAAAACAGGCCUAUAGAGACCUAUCAGGUUCAUGAAUAUCUGCGAAGCAAACUUUGUUCACUGUAUGAGAAUGACUGCAUCUUUGACAAGUUUGAGUGCUGCUGGAAUGGUUCUGAUAGUGCUAUUAUGACUGGCUCAUACAACAACUUCUUUAGGAUGUUUGAUCGAAACACACGACGAGAUAUUACAUUAGAGGCUUCAAGAGAAAGUAGCAAACCUCGUGCUAUCUUAAAGCCCCGGAAAGUGUGCACAGGUGGCAAGAGAAAGAAGGAUGAAAUAAGUGUUGACAGUCUGGACUUCAAUAAGAAGAUCCUUCAUACAGCAUGGCACCCUGCAGAGAACAUCAUUGCUGUAGCUGCCACCAAUAACUUGUAUAUAUUCCAGGACAAAAUUAAUUAAAGACGGCUUAUUUGAGGACAAAGUUGUCGUCUUGCAUAGUUAAGCUCAGUUGUUUAUCUGUCAGAGAGAUGGCCUUGUUGUCCUCCCAGUAAAGAACAUUGAUGCACUUAUUUCCCUUUAUAGGUAAAGGAGAGAAGCUGGCCUGGACUUGAGUUCAUGGUGUAUUUCUGCCUUCAGUGAGGGAGAACGUGGAAUUGAAUUUUUGUAAACGAAAAAAAGCCCACUAGAAGCAGAAUUGAUGGACAAUACUCAAUAAAGGCCAAUAUUCAAAACAAAUGUAUUUAUUUAAGUCUGAGCCUUCCUUUCCAGUUGAUAGACCAAAAAUCUAACACCCAAGAAACAAAUUGUCAUAAAAAUGUAAUUUCUAUCUCACGUGCUCUUUAUCUGCUGUAAUAUUUGGGCCUUUCAAAACAUAUAUUUGUGCUUUAUGCCUGUAAACAUUCUUUCUCUGGCCUUCAUCUAAGCUUUAGGUGUUUCUACCUUUGAGCAUAUAGGUAAGUCUAGAGUUGGGUGUGUAGACAGGUUUUUCAUGUAUAUUUACUCACCAACUGUAUCUAUAACCACACCUUCCGGUGUAAACCACUUAAUAAAAAUAACAAACUAUAAAAAGUGUUUUUAAAUCUGAAAGUAUGUAUUCAGUCUUUUUUAUUGCAUGUAUUGAGAUUGUGCAAAAUAACUCUGACGGAAAGAUUUGAAAAUAGUUUGUCCCAAAAAUAUUAGGUUGUAUCCAAUGCUAGUCCUGCUCCGAACAGGCCCAUUGAAAUUAAGACACGUGAUAAACUUAGGCUCAUUAAUCUCAAUGGCUCUACUCAGAGUAUAACUUAAUUGAAUAAUAUCCAUUUUUUGACAGUAUAAGCAGUUUAAAGCAGUAUCUACUGCUUCAAAUACUAAGCUGAAUUUUUUUCUCCAGUUGUCAUCACCUUAGCUUGUAUUAGUUUUUUUGUGUAAGAAAGGGGGGGCAUCAUAUGGUGCUCAGAAAAGACAAAAGUGUAAAAUAAUUGUUUAAAGUUUAUAUACAGCCUUAAAGGAGCAAGAUGGUCUUUUACAUCAAAACCUUUAACAAAUCACUGCUCUGGUUUAACAGUAAACAUGCCUCAACAUGUGAGAAGCAUACCUUAAUGUGCAUUACUACUACUACUUUUUUUAACCUUUAGUCCUUUUUGUUCCGUAGAGUAUACUUUAAAAAAAUAUUACAACUGGGCAUAAGCAUAUGCAUACAAAACUUUCCACUGCAGUUCAAAUGUGUAUGUUUUUAAACUUGAUUAUGCCAAACGGGAGCACAACUUAAACAUGUUUUAACUCUUACUCCAGGUCUGUAACACCAGGAGAUCAAGCUGUCUUGAGGCUGAAUACUGAUGUGAAAAUAUAUUUGUAGAAUACUGAGUUUCCACUAGCAAUAGGGGGCUACAGAAAAGUUAUGGGGUCUCUCUCGCUCCUAGAAAAUAUGUGAUUAACUCCCAGUAUUUCACUGUAAGCUUCUAUGGGAGAAAACUUGUACACAGAAAAAGAGUGGGCACACUUUUAAUACUAUCAAGUAUCUUAAUUACUAGCGCAAGUACUAUCACUUGCUCCAGACUUCCUACUAAACGUGCCUAUGAAAUCCUUAAAAUUCAGGCCCUUUAAGCUUCCAGAAUGAAAUACUUGUGUGUGGUUUACACUCGAAUUUUAAAGAAAUGAAGGUUUAAUAUGAUUGCUAGAGUCCGAUAUGAAUAUGCAAGAGCAGCAUGUCUCUGUUCCUACCCUAUCAAUUAACGUCCAUAGAGUGCCACUCUUGUUUGCGAUACAAUAAUAAAUACUAAUUUGGGGUUUCUAAAGAUAAAGAUUAAAAAUCGUAUACUGUAUAUCAGUUGUGACACUAUUUGCAAAUCUUGAAAUGUGGAACGGUUAGGUCAUUUAACCAUUAGAUUGACUUUGUUCCUUAAAAUACAUGAGGUAAAUACAAUGGGAUUGUACAUAAUUGUUCAAUUAUUUUGACCAAAAAGUUUAAUAAAUUUUAAAUGUUUACCUGCA